Messenger RNA from Anopheles cruzii, 1859 nucleotides. Its product is annotated as pancreatic lipase-related protein 2-like. Bases 69 to 1694 code for a protein of 541 amino acids. Gene Ontology annotation, molecular function: triacylglycerol lipase activity. Lineage: Eukaryota; Metazoa; Arthropoda; Insecta; Diptera; Culicidae. Gene Ontology annotation, biological process: lipid metabolic process. The record is from RefSeq and is a predicted model, not a curated record. The transcript has 5 exons.
CGGCGUAGCGAUCUGUGCGCCAUCGCCUGUGUAAUCGUUACGUCCACGAAUCCACGCCAUCAACCGGGAUGGAGAUCAACAACAGCACCGGCUUUAUGCUGCAAACCCUCCUGAUGCUGGCGAACCACCAGUACAACAACUCGCUCAUCAACCUGAUCCAGAACCGCACGCUCAGCGCCGAGAGCAAUGCGACCACGGGAGAGCUUUCGAUGCCGGAAGAUGUGCGCUGCUACGGCAUCUACGGGUGCUUCCCGAUCACGUACCCGUGGAUCGACGAGAAGCGCCCGGUGGCGUACCACCCGCAGUCACCGACGCAAGUGGACGUGCGCUAUCCGGUGUUCGUGAAGUCACACACGUACCACCCCAGCUUUCUCGAGCUCGACGAGCCGGACAAAGUGCGGCGGCUCGGUAUCCAUCCGAAGGGGCGCAUCUACUUCAUUACGCACGGCUACAUCGAGUCCGGUGAUCGGCCCUGGAUUCAGCAGAUGGUGAACGCGUUGCUGGACAAUGACCCGGACCAGACGGCGACCUGUAUCGUGAUCGACUGGCGUAAAGCAUCCAACCCACCGUACACGCAGACGUGCGCCAAUAUUCGCUUGAUUGGGGCCAUCACGGCACACGUCAUCUAUAUGCUCUACGUCGAGCUCGGAAUGCGGGACCUGGACAAGGUGCACCUGUUGGGCCACUCGCUGGGAUCGCACCUGUGCGGCUACACGGGCUACUACCUGCAGAAGGACUUCGGGUUGCAGCUCGGGCGCAUCACGGGCCUGGACCCGGCCGAACCACUGUUCUCCGACACGGACCCGCUGGUGCGGCUGGAUCGCGGCGACGCCAAGUUCGUGGACAUCGUCCACUCGGACGCGUCCGAGUGGGUGAGCAAGGGUGGCCUCGGGAUGUACCAGCCGAUCGGGCACGUCGACUUCUACCCGAACGGGGGCUACAACCAGCCGGGCUGCAACGACCCGAUGACCAAGUUCAUCCGCAAGCACGACGAAUCGUUCUUCUGGGGUUUCCAGGAGUUUUUCGGCUGCAACCACCUGCGGUGCCACCAGUUCUUCACCGACAGCGUCGUGCACCACCGGUGUCCGUUCGUGGCGAUCGGCUGCGAGUCGUACGCCAAGUUUCUGCAGGGCGAGUGCUUUGAGUGCGACCGGGACGGCCAUUACUGCAUCGAGUUUGGGCUGGGCGCCCGUGACAGCUACGCGCGGCUCAUCGAGAACGGUAUCAUCGUUAACCAGCAGGCCCCGCUGAGCGUGUACAUGAUCACGGGCGCGGAACCACCGUACUGUCGGUCUCACUACCGGGUGAUGCUACGGGUAUCCGGCGCCGAUGAGAGCCUGAUCCACGGUGGCGAGAUCGGCAAGAUGUCGCUCGAGCUGCACGGUCAGGCGAACCGGCGCUCGGGUAGGAUGGACUUCUCGCAGGAUCCGGUGUACUUCGAGCCAGACCAAAACUACUCGUCCAUCAUGGCCGGCGCGGACGUGGGCGUGCCACUGAAGGCGAUGCUCAGCUGGGGCUACCGGACCAAUCCGCUCAACCCGCUGACCUGGCGGCUGCUAGCGUCACCGCGCGUGUACGUCCAGGAGAUGGUCAUCCAGCUACUGGAGGCACGCACUAGCGUGCGCUUCUGCCCGCUCAACCAGCUGCCCGUGCUGGCCGACGCGGACAACGAGUUCAAAAGUGACUACUGCUAGACGUCCAUCGUCGACCAGCUAGCAAUCCGAUCGGAUCCCUGCGGACUUGGGACUAGCCGGCCGUCCAAGUACACCCAAGUCCAAGAUGGCCUAUUCCUUAUUGCUAAAAUGCUCUCCGCCGGCGGCGGCGGGACCAAAGAAUAAAGAAAAUAAAUACAAUUACAA